Messenger RNA from Anopheles aquasalis, 642 nucleotides. RefSeq lists its product as uncharacterized. Lineage: Eukaryota; Metazoa; Arthropoda; Insecta; Diptera; Culicidae. The record is from RefSeq and is a predicted model, not a curated record.
AUGGGAUGUGAAUGGAGUGCGGUAUAUGACGGAGAAAGUAUCCUUCUACAAAAAGAGCUUUAUGAGAGAGGCUCAGAGGUCUACGUGGAUGUAAAGCAACUAACACGCGUAAAGUUUAACCGAAUGUUGAGAUUAAUGGUCACAUGCUCGCACGGUAUGGACAUACUCAUGUACUACAUUAUUUCGAAAGGAAGCAUUGUUGAUAUUGGUUUCUUCCGACCAAACCAAAGGAUCAGAUACACUUUUCAAAUUUUGGUAUCCAAAGAGCUUACCCCUGUCUCAAUGAUAUAUUUAAUUGCUUCCGCGAAUGGCAAAUUCGCGACAAACUACAUCUCUUUUACGGUCAGAGAAUUUGUCAACCCUAUUGAGAUUAAGAUCGAGGAGAAUAUCAGUGAUGAUGGUGUUGACCUCGGGGACGAAAUUGAGUUAUCGAUCCGUGGUCGCCCAGGAUCAUUCGUUGCUUUGGCUGCAUAUGUCCAUCGAUUCAUGCAGCAUAGUAAGCAUCACGAUAUCUUUUAUACGGAUGUUUGGUAUUUGUUUAAUAAACUUCAUCCAGUUCACAUUGAUGUUAUUGAGAUACUAGGAGCAAAUGCUAGCAUUUUAAAUGUUAAAAACUAUCUUAAAGGCAAGUUUAGACAUUAG